Molecule: messenger RNA, 2671 nt
Organism: Planococcus citri (citrus mealybug)
Lineage: Eukaryota; Metazoa; Arthropoda; Insecta; Hemiptera; Pseudococcidae
Exons: 6
Coding region: 827-1414 (195 amino acids)
Source: RefSeq, a predicted model, not a curated record
AUUUCUGUUCUUCAUACCAUAAAUUCGGAAACGAACAGAAUGAAAUACAAAUAUCGUGGUAUUUAAAUGAAGAUUGGUCAAAUGCCUGCCUAUUAAAUUAAGAAAAUCGAUAGUGUGACUUGUCGAUUCUUUUCUUUUACGUAGAAUAAUAAAGAUAUAGAAGAGCAGUGUCAACGAUGUUAUUUUAUUAACUUGUAUGUAAGUAUCUACCUACCUAUACUUGAACCCAAUGUGGCGACAAUAAUAUCAUCAAUAAUGAUCAUUUUUUUUUAAAUUUUGACAAAUUAAUUUUCAUUUUACAUUUUUUUUUUGCUCAUUCGGUACACUUUAGACGCUCGUAGGGGAGCUUGUAGGUACGGUAGCGCACCGUGUAAAGAUGGUAGGUACUAUUCCCAUGUAAAUCUGCCAUGUUGGCCACGUAACCAUGUCUGAUGGAGUGAUGGCAGGUUAGGUUAUAAAUAGUUAAUUUUUCCAAUUUUGAAAUGUAAAGAAGGGAAAAGUUAUGUACAAAUGCUAUUCUGUGAGUUGUUUCUAUGCAGAUCGAAGAGUAGGUUUGUAAUAAUUGUUAAUUUGGUUUAAACUAGUGCUAAUUUCCUCUACCUUCAGUAGCUUUCAGCGAACCAACCUACUGGUGACUGGCGUGAUUUACCUACCUUUGCUUCAGAGGUGCGAACACACGAAAUAAUGUCAAUUUUGUGCUCUUAUUAAUGCCUUAGUGUUUUGAAGACAUUGUGCGUUUCACGAUUAGUUUACUACACUUUACAGCUUGAGGCACUUCAUUUUUCAUAAUCAGUCUUCGCGAGAAAAUUAGAAAUAGAACCAUAAAAUGGAACUGCGUUCCUGUAGAAAAACGAGGGCAUCUACGAAUCAUUAUUCCGACCAUAUCAAAUUGAAAUUCAAUAAAAAAAUGAAAACAUCGACCAGUUCAGCCAACGCGAAACUAAUUUUACAUGUGAAUGCUACAACAAACAAACUUGAAAGAUUCAAUGGUACCCCAUUGGAACCAGUGCCCGAUUUAGGCAGAUUGAAACUGUACCAGUUUAUUCAUACCGAGUGGUUUCAAGACAACUCCUUACUGUUUGACAAUUUGCUCACUAAAAGAGAAGAUUUUAUAUUGUGCAUUUACCCGCCAGGAUCUGGUAAGAGUACGACAGCAACUUUACUGUAUUAUUACCUAUCAAAGAAUGCUAAACCACCCGGAGAAAUUCAAAAAUGGUUGAAUAAAUGCAAGUUUCAAGAAAAAGAGAAAGAAAAAUCUCGCGAGAAUCCUUCAUAUACAGAAUUUCGACGUUCAUCAUCUUUUGUUAUGCUCAUGGACUUUAGUAGGAUACGUGGUGACACGCGUGAACGCUUAGAGAAUGUCUUACACAGACCUUGUAAUGUUCUGCUGGAAACGCUCUGGAAUGCCAACUGAGGAACUGGAAGCAGAAGCAAAAUUAAUGCAAAAAGACCCUGGUGCAAUAUGGUCUUUAUUAAGCCGUCAGAAUUCUAUUGCUGGAUCCAUGUUUGAUGGAAGUUUAUACCUGAUACUGGAUGGUUUGGACAAUAUUUACAACUUGAUUGCGAACUUGCCAGCUCCUGAUAAUGUAAAAGUCUACGCUGAAUUCACCGGAACAAUGGAGACGAUGAUUAGAGGAGCUCGAGCUUAUCAGUCAGGGAUGAGAAUAUUUGCAUUCGGUGUUUCACCAUCUUUGAUAAGUGAAUUUCAAACCAAGUGUUUUUUCUCUAUUGCUGAUGAAAAAACUUCCAUUAAAGAAUUUUUCUCCUAUUCUGAUACUUCAAUCAAUGAAUUGAUCAAAAAAUGGGAGUUAGAUGUGUCAUUAGAAACAUGUAAAUCAGUGGCUGGAUUUAAGUACAAUUCAAAUGAGUUUGUAAAUCCAUACCUAUGCGUUUCUUUCUUGAACGCCUUGCGAGACAAAAGAACAUAUUCAGUUAAUUUAUCGCUUCACUCAUUGUGGAUGAGAUGGACAUUUGAAGAACCUGAUUUAGAAGUGCUUCGUCACAUAUUAAAAUCACAGAAAUACAAUUGUAAAUUUGAGAUGGGUGUGAGCAUGAAAACUAUAUACACUAUUCCGGAAUUUUCAGAAUCUCUUACAUUAUAUUAUCCGUUGUUUGUCUUCGGCGGAUUCCUAUCUUGCACUAUGGAAAAAAAUAAAACUUACACCUUGUCUGCUUCUAAUGAUACUGCAAAAAUUGUUUUGAACUAUCAUUUAGAAUCAAUUCAAAGAAAUUUAAAAUUUUAGACACUAUAAAGAAAACUGUAAACGAGAUUUAUGUAAUGACCAGAAUUUGGCGUUGAUAAUUAAUGAACAUAUGACGAAAUAUCAUGAUUAAAGUUGAAAUAAUGCAACGUUGAUUGAGCCGACUUAUUUUUAUUGCAGCAAGCAAGAAAACUAUUACCCUAUUGGCAGUAUUGGCCUAUUCACAAAUUCACAAUGUAGGAUUCGAUCCGAAUAAAUGCUGCAAUGUUGUAUCAGAGUUGAGAGAAUACCUACCUACGUUUUUGAAAAUGAAGAGAGUACAGAGUAUUACUGUGUGGCUUUCAAGUAUGGUAGAUGGUACCAUUGGUCUUAUCUACCAGAAAAGCAAACAGUGAGAGGAGUAUCAAAGAAUUAGCUAGAUAUUUAUCAACUCCUGUAUAAUUUAAGUUUUAAUAAAUGUUUGAAAACUA